This is a messenger RNA of Klebsormidium nitens, 554 nucleotides long. The record is from the annotation of a GenBank genome assembly. Lineage: Eukaryota; Viridiplantae; Streptophyta; Klebsormidiophyceae; Klebsormidiales; Klebsormidiaceae.
AUGUUUACACCAUCUGGCAAGAGGGACAGCGUCAGACAGGGCCUGCCUGAGCGCGCGCGCGCCAAGCUGGACUUCAGGUGUACGGUACUGGAGAGUCUGCUGAAGCGCCAGGCGCAAUCACACAAGGCGUCGGCAGGCCUUACGCGCUGUUGUGGGUUGGUGCCAACUGCAGCCAGUCACAGUACAUCGCCAGUUGCACAAGCGACUGCAGCGCGCCAGUCACAUAUUAUGUGCGCGCAAGACCAGCAACCAUACCCAAGUGCCUGUGAUCAGACAAGGUCGCGGCAGGGGGGGGAGACAGGUUACAGUGCCGCUCCCUAGGGUUAGCGUACGCGCUUGGACAGCAUAAGCGUCGCUUGGUCGAAUUGAUGCACCGUUAUAACUUUAGAAACAUGCACCAUCGACAGGAAGAGAGAGCGAUCGAGAGUAGGGUCGAGUCAGAUACACGGCUCAAUCGUAUAUUGCUGACAUUGACAGUGAUUAUAUUGUUGAGAGUCCUAGUGUGCUACCCCCUGCCGAAUCGAGCGCAUUGCACAAUUCCGAUUUGAAUCCUG